Molecule: messenger RNA, 1274 nt
Organism: Cololabis saira (Pacific saury)
Lineage: Eukaryota; Metazoa; Chordata; Actinopteri; Beloniformes; Belonidae
Exons: 10
Coding region: 1-1161 (386 amino acids)
Molecular function (GO): protein binding
Source: RefSeq, a predicted model, not a curated record
AUGUUUCUUCCAUUGCUGCUGCUGAUCUGCUCUCUCUCUUCAGCUCAGAUUCAAGCCUUCGAGUCUGACAAUGAACUUGGAGUAAAUUUAAGACAAACCGAGGUGACAGGAGGAGAAGCAGGAAAUGUCUCUGAGCAACAACCGACGUGUACGCAGGAUCUCCAUGCAGUGCUGAGGGAGAUGAGCGGCGUGUUGGCUGGACUGAAGGUUGAGAUGAGAUACUUGCAGCGUGAUAAUACAGAACAAGCAAAAAAGAGCAGAGAAUUGGAGCAGCAGUACCAAGCACAAUCAGCUAAGGUUAAUCAACUGGAGUCACAAAAGACGGAGCUGAAGCAACAGUACCAAGAGCAGGCAGCUAAGCUGGCAGAGCAGGCAGCUGAACUGCUCACCAUUAAAGCCAGAGCAAAUACAACAGAAAACCAUGUGAACACUCUGACAAGAGAAGGAGAAGAACAAGCAGCAAGGCUGAGAGAACUGGAGUCACAAAAGACGGAGCUGAAGCAACAGUACCAAGAGCAGGCAGCUGAACUGCUCACCAUUAAAGCCAGAGCAAACACAACAGAAAACCAUGUGAACACUCUGACAAGAGAAGGAGAAGAACAAGCAGCAAGGCUGAGAGAACUGGAGUCACAAAAGACGGAGCUGAAGCAACAGUACCAAGAACAGGCAGCUGAACUGCUCACCAUUAAAGUCAGAGCAAACACAACAGAAAACCAUGUGAACACUCUGACAAGAGAAGGAGAAGUGAAACGAGUGGCUUUCUCAGCAUCUUUGAUCACUUCUGUUGAAGAAACUAUCGGACCAUUUAACGCACACACCAACCUGAUCUUCAGAAACGUUGUUUCAAAUGUUGGAAAUGCCUAUAACCCAAACACAGGCUUUUUCACAGCCCCAGUGAGAGCAGCCUACCACUUUGAGUUCUACCUUCAUGGACACGGACAUUCUUCAUAUGCUACUGCUGCUGCGCUGGUCAAGAAUGGAGACCAUGUUGUUCUUGCCUAUGAACAUCAGACUUCAGGGUCUGUUAAUCCUGCUAAUGGUGUCACUUUGUUAUUAGAGGUUGGAGAUGUUGUGUUUUUACGUCAGUGGGCAAACACAAGGAUUUACGACAGUCAUAAUCACCAUACUACCUUUAGUGGCCAGCUUCUUUUCACAUUGUGAGAGUUCUUCAGUUCACUGAUACUCAUGCAGUUUAUUAUCAGAAUGUAUCUUUGUAUUUCAGUUUUCUAAUUGAUGUAAACACAGUCUUCCUAUUAAAGUUUUAUUUUCAGCUG